AUGUCCCGAACUAGGAUGCCUGUGGUAGCGCAUGCUGCAAUGGGCUCUGGUGCGCUGGCUUCUGCUAAUACAGGUAUUUUACCCGCGCAAGUUCUCAGGUAUACCAUCAUGACCUCACGAGAGGCCAGUUUGCACUUGUCCUAUCCCUCGUCCGCAUUAACGGGCGAACCCUAG
This is a messenger RNA of Fomitiporia mediterranea MF3/22, 174 nucleotides long. RefSeq lists its product as uncharacterized. NCBI's taxonomy places the organism in Eukaryota, Fungi, Basidiomycota, Agaricomycetes, Hymenochaetales, Hymenochaetaceae. Bases 1 to 174 code for a protein of 57 amino acids. The transcript is spliced from 3 exons. The record is from RefSeq and is a predicted model, not a curated record.